Molecule: messenger RNA, 2753 nt
Organism: Sceloporus undulatus (fence lizard)
Lineage: Eukaryota; Metazoa; Chordata; Lepidosauria; Squamata; Phrynosomatidae
Gene: FAM194C
Product: chromosome 2 C3orf20 homolog
Exons: 16
Coding region: 66-2609 (847 amino acids)
Source: RefSeq, a predicted model, not a curated record
CUUCCAUCUGCUAAUGUUAUGAAACAUCAUCUGUGGUGAUAAUCUCCUUGCAUCAACUACAACCCAUGAGUGACCACAAGGCUGACUCUAAGGGUGACCAAAAGAGUAACCCAAAGAGUGAACAAAAGGAUAGCCCCAAAAUCGAGCAAAAGGCUGAGCAAAAGGAUGAACAAAAGGAUGAUACAAAGAAAAACCUUGAUUAUGAACACAUUAAAGCCAAGGCACCAAGAAUUUUGGCUGAGAUGGUACAUAUGCUUCUCAGAUGGCAGAAAAUGGGCUUCCAUGUGCCACGGGGUGUCAAGAAUAUAUUUGAGUUCACAUGGGAUGAGCUCAUGGUAUCACCACAAAGGAAAUCCUUCACUGGUUUAUAUUGUCCCAUUGUCAAAUUCCUUCCUUUCGAUGAGGCUGACUUUUCUUCCACUGCUACUUCCAGAGCUCAAAAGGUGCCCCCCUCUGCCUCAAUGCCAAAGGCCAACUAUGUAACCCCUUCAUUUGAAAAUCAUCAGAUGCUCCUCAAGUUCCAAAAACGAUCAGUCCAUCUCUUGACUGAAUUGCUGAAAGUGAAGAUGAAGAUAAUGAUUGAUGCAGUUGCUGGUCCCAGCAGUGAAGAGAUUGCAAGGAAGCUUCUGGAAGCUGGUCAACAGCUAUGCCCUAAAACCCAGGAAGAGGCAAGUGAUUUCAUGAGCAAAGAACCAAGGAGGAAAGGACGUGGUAUAGUUCCAACAAUACCUGCGAUUCAGAUUUCUUCCACCACCCAGCUUAUACAGCAAAUGUCAGUUUCUUGUCUUUGCUUUUCAUUAUCACUAAAAGACAGCAAGCAGCAAAAGGGCACAGUGAAAGGUGGUGGUAGUUCUGUACAAGACAAAGAAAGUCAAGCAGAUAAAUUUGAUCCAUGCCCUCAAGCUAGGGAGAAGAUCAGAGAAAUUUGUCAACGUAUAGAAGAAGAGAAAGCUGCAGCCAUUGCAAAGGGCCAUACAAGGCCCCUCAUAUUGAGAAAUUAUAUUACUGUCCACAAGUCACCAUCUCAGGCUUUGAAAAGAGGUUCGCUAUCCCAAACAGCUGCUGAGUUCAGACGAUCAAAGGGGAAGAAGAUGUACUUUGCCCUUCCGGAUGGAACAGUUAUGAUGUAUUACCCAUCAGGAAGUAUUGCAGUGUUGCAGUUUCCCAUAUGCUGCUCAGGAAGAACAGUCACCCUUCUGUUUCAGGAUGCUCCAGGUCGAGGACUUCUAGGUACCUUGGUGUCACUGGGCCAUUCGUCUGUAUCUUACUCCUUUAAAUCCAGGUGCCAAAUAGCACUUUUGAUGAAUCAAGAAGGAGGAAGUGUGAGAGAUAAGGAUGGCUUUCUAACCCAUAAUUGGAGCUGGUAUUCCAAAAACCAGGUUCUGCAGUCAAUAGAAUUUCAGAUAAAUGAGCAGCUGAAACUAAAGGUUCUUGGUCACAAUUCCAUGACACUCACUUUUACCUCCCUCAAUGAAGCAAUCAACAUAUCUUUGACAAGACCUGGAUGUACUCAUGGAGCCAAGCAGAUGCCUUUAAGAAACCCUGAAGGUGAUGACAAGGAAGGACACUGGAUCCGAAGCUUAACAGAACUUAGAAGAAGGUUUGAGAAAACAGUGAAGCAAUUUAUAAAUGGGGUUUUGAUGAUCUCAGGAAUAUGCUGUAUAGACUACCCACUUGAAUAUUCUUCUGCCAAGCAAGUGAAGUUCAUGGUGAGGGAAUCACCCAUUCAUGCCUGGGGUAGAAAAUUAAGAGAUGAAACCCAUGCCACAGUUUUAGAAGGAAAGGGGAAACCAGAUGCCAGGGCACUUAUUUCACGGUACAUUACCACUUACCAGGCUUUCAAGGAGAAACAAAGACCAGCUUCAAGGGAACCAGUUACUUCACCUCAGGAUGCAGUUCCUGUACCAGACACCUGGGCCUUGUCUACCGACUGUCCGAAUGUGCUGCGCAGAAUUUUGGCCAAAGAAAGUGAUAUUGUGGGUUGCAAGUGCGUGGUCAAAAUUCCACUGAUUACAGAUGUGGAAUUUGAAAAGUUUAUCGCUGCUCCAAGAAACCCACAUCAAGUGCUUGUGAUAUGUAUACUGUCACCUGAAAACCAUUCCUACUCUCCUUUCUUUGAAUGGUCUGUAGAAAAGAUUUAUGUACAGAUGCAGCAUGGUCGUCCAUCCCCUUGUGUUCAGUGCAAACAUGAUCCUUUCCGCUUCCUUAGGUAUGACCUAGAGAACCCUCUAAACAAAAAGCCCCCUCUUCUGGUGGAGAAACAUGCUGUCGUUCCUGGAAUGGUAGUGAUGUAUGCUGGAGGGAAGCUACUCUUUGGGAGCAAUGUUUUCAACGGAUACAGCUACAGCAAGAGGGAUCUGCUGAAGCAGAUCAACCAAGUUUGCCUUGAAUGCAAGAUGGGUCACUUCCUGCCACCGAGUUUCAAAUUUAGUCCCACUGCUGAAUCUCCGACGACAACUUUUAAAGUCGUAGAAAGUCUGAAUAAUAUGAAGAUUAAGGAGUUCUUCUCUGAAGUGCAGCCUACUGUGCAGAGGAAGAAAAAGGUGGAGGCUAAGCGUGUCAGCAGUGCAAAGCAUGUCAGCAGCGCAAGAAAGAAAUCAAAGAAAUAGGAUAAUCAAACUGGAAAGUGGUAGCUUCCUUUUCAUCCCCCUGCCAUUAUGUGUAUGCACACACACAUACAAAAAAGAUAUUUGAUGUACCCACAGAUGUAGAUACAUAUUCAGCAAGCAAUUUUUAUUCAUUAUAAAGCAAGA